This is a messenger RNA of Paramisgurnus dabryanus, 3479 nucleotides long. The record is from RefSeq and is a predicted model, not a curated record. Lineage: Eukaryota; Metazoa; Chordata; Actinopteri; Cypriniformes; Cobitidae.
AGGAAAGAGAAAGAAGUCUUAGCACAUCAGAAAGUUUUGUUAGGAUUAACUCAACCAAGUUAUCCCCCCACACACAUACACUGAUGAUAUUAAUGUUGGUGCCGUAUGUGCAAUAUAGCUCAAGCAGGCCAUGUGAUGACGAUGGAGUCAUCAUAACACAUUUCUUCAUUUGCAUGUUUAAAUGCACGCUUCAGCACUAUAAUUUGCAUUUGAACAUUUAUAUUGAUGCAUAUUAUAACUAUUCCUCAUCAUGAUGGGUUUUGAGAAAGGUGUGCUACAUGUCUAAGCAUUCAAGUGCUUAAACAAUUUGUUCUGUCUUUUUUUAGAGAUGGCGUGGAGAGCCUUAGCAGCAUUGACCAUGGUGUUUUGUAUUGGCUCAUCUUGCUGCGAUGAUAGUUGGAAACAGUACUCCUCUGCUGACACCAUCAACAAUGUCAUUCAGGACCCUAACACCGGCCGAAUCUACCUGGGCGCUGUAAAUGCCAUCUACCAGCUGAACUCUGACUUGGAUCUGGAGAGCACAGCCGUGACCGGCCCUAAGAACGACAACCCGCAUUGCACUCCUCCAAUAACUGCACAGUGCACCGAUGCUGAGUCAACAAACAACAUCAACAAGCUCUUGUUGGUCAACUCUCCAAGUGGCACCUUGGUCGUGUGCGGUAGCCUGUUUAGAGGCAUCUGCUCCCUGGUGAACCUCAACAGCGUGGAGAAGUCGGUGUACUACAGCGACAACAAAGGAGAGAAGACGCAUGUGGCCAGCACAGAAGAGACUGUCGCUGUGGUUGGGGUUAUUUCUUAUUUCAUAGACCUUUACACUAACACUAAUCUAAGUGUGUUUCUGGUGGGGAAGGGCUACGGUGACUCAGACAGCUCGAAGCUUAUCAGCACUCGCUUGUUGCAGGAGCAUGGGGACAUGGACGUCUUCGAGAACAUGGUUGAGGCGUCCACCGUGCAGGCCAGCCCUUUUGCUCAACGUUACGUCCAUGACUUCCGCCACGCUUUCAAUGAUAACGGCUACAUCUACUUCCUGUUUUCACGGACCCCGGGAACCAGCGACAGCAGGAAUAUCACGUUUUUGGCACGCCUGUGCGAGAACGACCAUAUGUAUUAUUCGUACACAGAGCUUCAACUCAAAUGCUCCAGCAACAUCAAUGGACAGGAAAACACGUACAACAAGGUCCAAGCAGCAUACCUGGCCACCCCUGGAGCGGUUUUGGCUAAGGAUAUUAAGCUUUCAGAAUCAAACGAUAAGGUUUUGUUUGUGGUGUUAAGCACUGAUGAGGACAGCAGCCGUUCGGCGUUGUGCAUGUACCUGCUCAGCACCAUCAACGCAAGGCUCAAGGAAGUGAUCGAGUCCUGUUACAUAGGAGAAGCUGGGGAAGAUGGGAAACCAAAGACGGUUUAUUCACCAUACGUCUCUAAACCAGAGGCCAUCUGUAAUAUUAAAAGAACGCUAGAGAUGGUCCAGAAUUAUAAAUGCGGAGCAGAGUUCCUUCCCUCACCACUAGCCAGUAAACCAGAAUACGCCUUGGCUGUCAAACCCAUCUACACCAAAAAAGAGAUGCUGACGUCUGUGGCUGUGGCGGUAGAGAACGAUCACACAGUGGCCUUUUUGGGAACCAGUGUGGGAGAUGUAAUAAAGGUGCAUCUCAACCCACAUCAGUCUGUCUUCUAUCACAGGAUUUCGGGAGAACACACAGAUAGUGGGGUGAACAAAAACCUGGUUUUUGAUUCCAGUUUUGAUCAUCUAUACAUGACCACUGGCAAAAAGAUCACAAAAGUGCCGGUUCAGGCUUGUGAACAGAAUAAAGAUUGUCAAUCAUGCGUGUCCCAGCGUGAUCCGUACUGCGGCUGGUGUGUGCUGGAGGGCCGUUGCACCAGGAAGAAAGACUGUAGCAGAGGAACAGAAAGGAACGAUUGGCUGUGGAGUCAAACGUGUGUGACCAUUCAGGCCUUUGAUCCUCCCAACAUCAGCCGCAAGAAAACAGAUGGCACAAAGGUUAAGAUUGACGUCGCCUCCCUCCCAAGCAUCUCUGGUAUAGAUACACUGCAGUGUGUGUUUGGUGAUUUCAUAAGCCAAGCUACUAUGGAGGGAAAUCAGGUCACGUGCGCUCUCCCGACCUCUGAUUUAAUAUCACCCACACCUGACAAGCAAGAUUUUGUGGCAGUGCCGGUGAAAAUUAAGGUGAAUGGUCGCAUCGAAGUGGCCUCCAGUGCGUUUCACUUCUACGACUGUGCAGCUGUGGGAAAGAGUGCAAAGAAUACACCUUGCAUGGCUUGUGUAACCAAUCAGUGGGGCUGCCAGUGGAACAUGCAGAAACAUACAUGUAGUGAUAAAAAUGAUGCUGCUGAGGGAUCCCAUAUCAUCACACAUCUGGAGGUCGGCAUGUGUCCUCAGUUUUUGACAGUUUGCCUACGACAAAGAGCCGAAGGUGAACAUGACAUUCUACGUAAAGGAUAAAGACACAGAGAGGAUGAUUGACAGCACCCUAAGAGUGGUGCUGUACAACUGUUCACUUUGCCGUGAGGACUGCGGUCUGUGUAAGAAAACCGAGAAGAAGUAUAACUGCGUGUGGUGCGACACCACAAAAUCCUGCAUCUAUAAAGACCUGUGCUACCAAGAACUUAGUCAAUGCCCUGCCUUUCCCUGACACUCACUGUUACAAACAUAACAAAAAAAAUUAAAAAUAACAUUCAAGCAUAUUAAAGGGGGUAUAAUAAUAAUAAUAAUAAUAGUAAAAUAAUGCUAUAAUAAAAUUCAGGUAUGGAUUUUAUAGACCAUAUAUAAUUCAAUUUUCUUUUAAGAAAAUUUAAUAUUCCUUUUAAGCUAAAUCAAUACACUUUGAAACUUAAUAUUGGAACAUAAUUGUGGCUUCAUAUACAUUAUAGUUGAAAGGGUAAUUUAGUUUAUAAAAUUUAAUUUGCAUUUAAUUUAAUUAAAAUGAGAUAAAGGGAUAAAAGCAGACUUUGAUUUGGACUACAAGGGUUUACUUGAAUGUCAUUAUAACAAACAAUGAUAAUAUGCUGCCAUCUAGUGGUUCACACUUUAUUUAAGCUUAUUUAAUUAGAUUUCUUUAAUCAUUGGGUCAGACAAAUAAAGUAUUAAACAUAUAUUAAGCUUAAAGAAACCACUUAAUAGAUACAUAAUAAUGCCUUCAUGGAGUAAAGGCAAAGAGUGGACUCAUUUAAUGUUUAUAAUGACAUUUUUACUAUGCUAAAUCAUAAUAAGACAGUUGAUGUUUUAAAACAUUUUGGGGAUAAAAGGAAAUUUUAACUUGGCCUUCAAGACUUGAAUAAACUGCCAUUAUAACAAACAAUAAUAAUAUACUGCCAUCUAGUGUUUUUUAUUUUUUUUACACUCAGUGGUUAAUUUUAGUUGCAAACAAUAUGAGAAAGACAAAGUUAUUUUCUUAGGGGCAUCAAUUUAACUUAAAAUCUAACACUUGAUCAUUAUUCAAACAUAAGCACUAUUAUGUGCA